This is a messenger RNA of Periconia digitata, 1388 nucleotides long. NCBI's taxonomy places the organism in Eukaryota, Fungi, Ascomycota, Dothideomycetes, Pleosporales, Periconiaceae. The record is from the annotation of a GenBank genome assembly.
UCCUUCACCUUCAAAUUGCAUGUAGGGUCGCUUGGUCACGUGUUAGGCAGCUAUCAGUCGUCUUUCGCGCUAAGAUCCGACCAUGACCCCCGUAGCACAAUUUCCUUCGGCAUCACUACUCCUCUUUCCUCCACCCAUUUCCGUCACGACUUGCUACAGAAGCAGCCUAACACCAUGACAGACAAACUCCCGCCUAUGCUGCUGCAGCUGUUCGCCCCGCGGCCACCACUGCGCUGGGUUGAGCCGAUUGACCACGCGCCCGAGAAGCGUCAGAGUGCGAACAUAGGUGGUAUCGGCCAGUUCAUGCAAGCUAUGCGAGACUACAAAGACAACGAUGGUUACGUGCCGUCCGACAGUUGGUUGCAAAAGCGCGACCGCAAGAAGAUGGAAAAGAAGGAGAAACAAGAGAAGCUCGUGCAAACAGCUGCUCAACAAUACAAACCCAGCGAAGACCCCAAGAUUCAAGGGGAUGCUUUCAAGACGCUGUUCGUCUCGCGAUUGUCUUACCACGCGACUGAGGAAGACCUUGAGCGCGAAUUUGGCCGCUACGGUCCAAUUGAAAACAUUCGUAUCGUCGAAAACGUCAAGGCCGCCGCCGAUGCCCCAUUGAAGAAGCGCAAAUGCGGAUACGCUUUCAUUGUCUAUGAGCGCGAGAAGGAUAUGAAGGCUGCGUACAAAGAGACCGACGGCAUAAAGAUCAAGGAUCGCAAAGUCAUGGUUGAUGUUGAGCGCGGUCGUACCGUCUCUGGGUGGCGACCUCGCCGUUUUGGAGGUGGCUUGGGUGGGCGAGGCUACACCAAAAACCAAACUGCCCGUCCAGGUGGCUCGGCCGGAUUUGGCCCUCCUGCCGGUCCUGGUGGCUUUGGGGGUCGAAGCGGAGGGUUUGGAGGGCGCUCAGGUGGUUUUGGAGGCCGUGGGGGAGGUGGCGGCGGUUUUGGCGGCGAUCGAAAUGGUUUCCGAGGCGGUUUUGGAGGAAGUGGCCGCGGGGGUGGUGGGUAUGGGGGUGGCCGCGCAGGUGUUGGCUACGGGCCUCCUGAUGGAGCACCUUCCGGUCCUCGGGGUGGACGAGGCGGUUACGGUGGUGAUCGCGGAAGUGGAGGUCGCUAUGGGGACGACCGUCGCAGCUAUGGUGAUCGCGACCGCGGAUCCAGUGGCGCAAACAACGAGCCUCUGGGUAGCAGGGAUAGGUUCCGAGAUCGAGGUGACCGAAAUGACCGAAGUGACCGCGGCGAUCGUGACCGCGGCGAUCGUGAUCGCGAUGGUGGGUAUGGAGGUGGUGGUGGUCGCGAUGACUACAACUCUCGAAAACGCGGAUACGAGGGUGACAGUUAUGACGAUCGGAGCCAGCGAAGGAGAUACUAAGCUACCCUUGGCUGCCCAGUACGUUC